UAGACUUUACUUCUUGGCAAGGGUUCUGGAGAAGUCCAAUGGAUUUGAUUAAACCUUGGAGCUUGAAACCUUCGCGAAUUUUUUCCUCACCACUUAUCACAAUCACUAGAACUAGCUUCUAUGCCCCUCCUCGCUCUGCAACUAAAUUCUCUUUUCAAUUUUUGACAUUUCCAUAUAUUCCGAGAAAGCCCCUAAUUCUGCAUGGCAAGAAGAGAAACUCUGAUUCAGAGCCAGUUCUAGAAACCUCCAUUGUCCAAGAAGUAUCAAUGGAAGAAGAAGAGGACCUCCUUGAUGAAUUUGAAUACGAGGCAUCACUGGAUGAUGAUGAUGAUGGCGAUGAUAACGACAACGAUGAAGAAUACUCUGACGAAGAAGAGGUCUAUGAAGAUGAGGAUGACGAAGAAGUGGACUAUGAAGAAGAGGAUGGUGUACCCUAUGCAGGUGAUGGCGGCGCAGGUGGUGGAAUCUCACUCGCUGGAACAUGGUGGGAUAAAAAGGCACUAGCCAUUGCUAAAGAGGUUACCGUGUCUUUUGACGGUGACUUGCAAAUUUAUGCUUUUAAAACAUUGCUCAAUUCCGCUAUUCAAGUACGCAUUGAGAAGCUUUCCAACAAGUCUGGCUCCCCCAGCAUGGAAGAUAUUGAAGUCUUUUCUACAACCUAUAGAGCAAAAUUGGAUGAAGCGGAACUUGCCAAACUUGUUCCUGAGAAUUUGAGUUUGGAGGUGUCUUCUCCUGGUGUUGAAAGGAUAGUUCGGGUUCCAGAUGAUCUAGAUCGAUUCAAGGACCGGCCUAUGUAUGUGAAAUACGCCGUGGAUGAUGAUUCAAAUAAUCCAUCUGCAGAAGCUGAUGGUGUCUUCAAGCUUGAAUCCUUUGACAUGGAAACAAAAUGUUGUACCUGGGGUUUAGCAGACGUGCGAGUUAACAGACAGAAAGCAGGGAAAGGAAGACCACUGAAUAAAAAGCAAAGAGAAUGGCGUUUAAGUACUCCCUUUGAUUCCUUGCGUUUAGUACGGUUGCACUCUGAUAUUUAAAUAGUGUUUUUUUCCCGACAGUUGAUAAUUAUAUCUCCAUCUAUUGUCUCUCUGUGUGUCUGCAUAUAUACGCGCACACAAGGGACUGCAUGUGUAAAUACUGAGGAGAAGAGUUAGGAGUUUAUCUCAAA
Gastrolobium bilobum is the source of this 1162-nucleotide messenger RNA. RefSeq lists its product as uncharacterized. Gene Ontology annotation, biological process: ribosomal small subunit biogenesis. The transcript has 5 exons. Lineage: Eukaryota; Viridiplantae; Streptophyta; Magnoliopsida; Fabales; Fabaceae. The record is from RefSeq and is a predicted model, not a curated record. Bases 39 to 1031 code for a protein of 330 amino acids.